Molecule: messenger RNA, 1632 nt
Organism: Tremella mesenterica DSM 1558
Lineage: Eukaryota; Fungi; Basidiomycota; Tremellomycetes; Tremellales; Tremellaceae
Exons: 22
Coding region: 1-1632 (543 amino acids)
Biological process (GO): carbohydrate transport; transmembrane transport
Cellular component (GO): membrane
Molecular function (GO): carbohydrate:proton symporter activity
Source: RefSeq, a predicted model, not a curated record
AUGUCCUCUGUUACGCUCAACGAAAAGUCCCCGCCGCCUGAGAAACAGGAGCAACUUCCACGGCAUGAAUCUCGCACCGCGCCCUUGACGCCCGAGUGUGAGAAGUCGACACCAUCUCCACCGGAAAGCGAGGUAAAUACUUUGGCCGGGUCGGAUGCUGGAUUAGACUCAUACUACGCGAAAUACCAUGUCGAUAUGUUCUCGAAAGGAAUGCUGAAAUUGUACGGAGCAUGGGCGGUAGCUUUCAUGGGGCCUUUCAUGUCCGGUUAUGGCGUGAGCUCUAUGACCGCCAUAAAUGCUCUAUCACAAUAUCAGACUUACUGUAUCCACAGGUCUCGUUUUCGCCAUGUGGCCAAUAGCCGGCUGUGCGACUUUUUGGCUUGGCCCAAUUUUGCUGCCAUGACGGCUUUGCUAGGUAUGGUGCUGUUGGCUUUCGCCAAACAUGUCAGUAUGCUUUUGGCAGGAAGGUUUUUUCUCGGAGCUGGGCUGGGAAUGAUGCAAACUGCCGCGCCACCUUUUAUCGUUGAGACAGCUCCCCCUCUCAACAGGGGCUUUAUCACGGGUCUUAGCAAUGGGGCUUGGAUCCUCGGAGGUUGUCUAGCAACAGGCAUCACUAUAGGUACAUCUCGUAUCGCCAGUCAAUGGGCGUGGCGCAUACCCGCUAUCUUGUCCAUCAUGGUCACUGCAGUCCUCUUCCUCCCUGAGUCUCCCAGAUGGCUCGUUCUACACGGUCAUGAAAAUCGCGCUCGGGAUAUGUUGGUGAAGUAUCACGGGAAUGGCGUGAUGACUCCUGUGGUCCAGCUGGAAUUGGCCCAGAUCGUACAGGCCGUCAAGAUGGCGCCCGUAAGCAGAUGGUGGGAUUGUAGUGGGUUGGUGAAUAGUCGAUCGAAGAGGUAUAGAUUGAUGUUGGCUCUGAUGAUGGGUGCCUUUUCUCAAUUGUCGGGAAAUGCUUUGUCAUACUUUCUACCCGCAUUGUACAAAGAAGUUGGAGUCACCCGCGUUCGACAUCAGCUCGUCAUGACGCUAGUAGCUUCCCUAGUAUCCCUCUCCACAGCCUUGUUGGGCACAUAUCAAUCUGACCGUCUCGGUCGUCGACCUGUCCUCAUCCUCUCCACCAUGGUUUGCGCUCUGACUCUGUCCGCGGCGAUGCUCUCCUCCGCUCUAUCCCAUGUCAAUGUCAACGCUUCAGGAUCAGCGAGCGACUCAGCAGCUUCCAAAGCAGCUAUAGCGUGUCUUAUAUUGUUUGGCGCUGCAUACGCUUGGGGGUACCAACCUCUCUUACCGGUGUAUCCUAGUGAGGUGUUGAGUACCGAGCAGAGGAGUGCUGGAAUGGGUUGUUUUGUUUUGUGUUUGAAUCUUUGUGCGUUAUUGGGCCAAUUGGUCAUUCCUAUUGCUUUAAAGAGAAUCGGAUGGUGGACAUAUCUUCCUUUUAUAUGUUGGGACGUGUUGGAAACUGUCGCUUGGUAUAUCUUCGCGGUGGAAACUAAAGGACGGACAUUGGAAGAACUUGAUGAGAUUUUCAAUGCUCCUCAUCCUGUUCGAGCGUCUUUGCAGAGGACACAUUACCCCUCAAAAACGCCCAUGCACGAAGACACCAUGUCAAGUCAAGUCGGCGUCCCAACCGUUGUCUGA